GUCGAUCCGAACACAGUGGUGCUUCGUGCCAUGCUGGUGCACGCUUUGGAGAUGGAGAAGCCUCAGAAGGGGAUCACGGCAUUGCGAUCCACAGCUCAGCUGCUGCUCGAGGAACUCGAGGAAGUCGCCGUUUUGACAAACGCAGAACACAAUUGGAAAGCUGAAGCUCUGACCCACCUCAUCUUUCCUAGCAUUUGCGCUUGACCUUUCCAUUGUGUUCGCAUUCUCUCAUCUGCGACAUUUGUUUGCAAAAAGCUGAUCUUCCAGCUGCAAGGACCGUUGAUACUACCCACAAUCAUGGCUCCUCGAUUUGACCGGCUGCCCUCCUUUGAGGCGGCGCAGAUUAUCUACGUCCAUGAGGACGCCGUCUGCGAUUUGGAGCUGCCUGCAUCGCCAAUGUGGGUGGACCUUCGGGGGCUGUGCCACACAUCGCUGUUUGAUGCCGCUGAAGAUACAGCAGAGAAGGCCCAGCCAUCGGCAGAGCAAACAACCAAGGCGGAGAGGGAAGCUCUGCUGCACCAUCUGGGAGGGCAGCGGAUGGGGGGCGAAUUUGAGAGGAAACCCAAGGCCAGUCGUGAGCAGCCCCUGCGGUGCAACAUGAUGCCGCGGCGUGUGCACCAUAACUUGCAGCAGCCCAGAGCAGUGUAUUAAACGCCCCCCAACCAAGCAUCUGAAUGGGACGCGCCCAUACAUCACCAGAUGUGCAAGGUCAGGUGUCAGGGAGGCGCCCCUUGUGUUUACUUUAAUCGAGUAGUCAAGCAUAGCUGUUGGUCCAGAACAGCUAGUACUAAGUUGUAAGACAUGCAAGAGUCAAGCAUGGAAGGUCAAUGUACAUACACAAGGGUUCACUUGCACUAACCACGGAAGACAGGGUUUUACGUCCAGUUUGUAAAGUAUAUAACGAUUGGAAGUUUUCAGACUGAAGUUGGACACGUUUUGGGCAAUCUCACUUGGUGUACACUUGGAGAUACCAGUCGAGUGCAGGUGCAGGCCUGUCACGAGUCUAUGAACAGAGGUCGAAGACAGUGCACUAAUUGAUGCGCACCCAAUGUGCAACGAUGUAUUAUCUCUGAAGGGCUCUCGUUGGGGGCCUCAAAAGUGCACAAAAGCUUCGCAGCCACAAGUUUCGUACUCAAAACGAGAUAUGCCACCCAACCUGCCGGGCCGCAGCCUGAAAGAGACACCCUUAAUUGUCCAAAUUAUUAAGAUGGAGCUUUGGAGUGUGAGUCUUCGUUGAGGGAUGAAGCUCUGCCGAGUACAGAGGCGGCCCUGAUAGUACG
Klebsormidium nitens is the source of this 1280-nucleotide messenger RNA. The record is from the annotation of a GenBank genome assembly. Lineage: Eukaryota; Viridiplantae; Streptophyta; Klebsormidiophyceae; Klebsormidiales; Klebsormidiaceae.